AUGAAGGUUCUCCUCACCGGCGCAACGGGCUCCGUCGGCGGCGCCGCCCUCCGGGCCUGCCUCGCCCACCCGGCCAUCACGUCCAUCGUCGCCGUCCAGCGACGGGCCCUGCCAGCCGACCUCGCGUCGAACCCCAAAAUCACAACCGUCAUCCUGCGCGAUUUCGCGUCCUGGCCCGAUGAGGUGCUGCAGGCGCACAAGGACGCCGCGGCCAUGAUCUGGGCAAUGGGCACGUACGACGCCAGCAAUGUGACGGUGAACCACGACUACCCCGUCGCCUUCCAGGAGGCCUUUGCCGAGGUGCUGCGGGAGGAGAGGCCCGCGGGGCCCAGGUUCAGGUUCAUCCUGCUGAGCGGCAAGUUUGUCCGCCAGGACCAGGAGCAGCAUUUGUACUUCCUGGAGGAGGCGCGCAAGAUCAAGGGCAGGACGGAGACCAGUUCGUUGAACGUGGAGCGGAAGUACCCAGAGCAAUGGCAGGCGCUGGUCCUUCGACCCGGCGGCAUCAUCACGCACGGCAUGGUGGGAGGCGGCGUGAUGGGUGCCUUGUUGAGCGUCCAUUGGGUUGUAAAGAUCGACGAGCUGGCGGCGUACAUGGCUGAGGUCGCUGCGUCUGGCGAAGGCGAGGAGACGAUGAUUGAGAAUGCACACAUCGUCGCCCGCGGGAAGGAAUUACUGGAGACAUCUGCCGCCUCGACGAAGCCUCAGGGGACGGACCAUGCCGGCACCAGUUGGAUGAAGGGAUCGAUGACCAUUCAAUGA
Molecule: messenger RNA, 759 nt
Organism: Verticillium nonalfalfae
Lineage: Eukaryota; Fungi; Ascomycota; Sordariomycetes; Glomerellales; Plectosphaerellaceae
Exons: 3
Coding region: 1-759 (252 amino acids)
Source: RefSeq, a predicted model, not a curated record